GAGGUUUGCACCUCUCCCUAACCAAAAUCUCCUCUCCACAAUUCUCUCUCUCUCUCUCUCUCUAGAACUUUCAUGGAGUCCAACAACAGCAAAAACACAGAGACCAUCAAAUUCCUUUGCAGUUAUGGCGGGAAAAUCCUCCCUCGCUACACCGACGGCAAGCUCCGCUACGCCGGCGGCCUCACACGUGUCCUCGCCGUCGAUCGCUCCAUUUCUUUCACAGAGUUGAUGGUGAAGCUCGGAGAGUUCUGUGGCUCAUCGGUGAAUCUGAGGUGUCAAUUGCCGACCGGCGACUUGGAAACCCUAAUUUCGAUCACGUCCGACGAGGACUUGGCGAAUGUUAUCGAAGAGUACGAUCGCGCUUCGUCGUCGUCGGUGAACAACCGUCCUUUGAAGAUCAGAGCGGUGCUUUCGCCGCCGAAAUCUCUCAAACAAAUCUCUCCUCCUCAAACUCCCCCCGAAUCGUUGAGAAACUCUCCUUCCUACCGAUUCGCUCCCCGGACUCACUCGCCGCCGGCCGGUUACUCCGUCGGCGCUCGGAAUUGCAACCGGAAAACCUAUCCGUAUAGCUGCCAAGUACAGGAGUAUCCUAGGGUGUCGUAUUCGUAUUGUGGCCCCCACUGCAAUUACUGGCACUGAGAACCGAAAAGAACCAAAAACAAAAAUCGUAGAUUGAAGACAUGCUUAUAUAUAUACCAGUAGAUGAAGAAAAAUGAAAGAAAAAAUUGAUGAUUACGAAAAAUUAGUAAAAUACAGUAACUAAAAAAAAAAAAAUUUGAAGAGAGAGUGAGAAAUAGCUGAGUUAAAUUUUUGUGAUUUGGGUGUGAAUUUUUUUGAAGGACUUUGUGUUUUUCAAUGGAGGUUCUAUUAUUCAUGAAA
Molecule: messenger RNA, 879 nt
Organism: Quercus robur (English oak)
Lineage: Eukaryota; Viridiplantae; Streptophyta; Magnoliopsida; Fagales; Fagaceae
Exons: 2
Coding region: 73-639 (188 amino acids)
Molecular function (GO): protein binding
Source: RefSeq, a predicted model, not a curated record